AUGGGUGCACAAGCUGUUGCGCUGAAGAUGUUGCGGGAUGUUGCGGGACUUCGGCUGGAGCUGCUCUUUUUGAAGGUUUGGCAUCUUUUGAAAAGAAAUGCCGAGCCAAAAAUCACCAGCGCGAAGGUGGUUGGCAUCUUGCUACAGCUUCCAUUGACUGAGCUCCAGCAACUGGUGGCUGUUCCCAAGAAGUUUCAGGAACGAUUCCAUGAAGCUCUGGCUGUGGUAGGUGUGCAGAUCGUCACCGAUGGGCCAGAGGGCAAGGCUCUUCCAGCCCCUCCUUUGGAACGUCAAGGUCAACUAAUGAAGGGCUUGGUCGCUGGAGAUCAUUCGCUCUGUUCCUUCCUAUCUGCGAAGCUCAUGCGUCAACUGGGCGCAGAAGUGAUGCCCUGCCUGGUCGACGAGAAGAAACUGCGCGCAGCCAUGAAAUCGAUGACCAGGAGCUGGGAAAGAGAUCUGAAAGAGCAGGAAGCAGCUCAGACCUUGCUGAAAGAAUUUGAAGCCCUGGAGCCGCAAGCUCGCGCACAAGAGUUGAUGAAAGCAGGCCAAGAAAGUGGUCAAAGUACCAAAGCCAAGACUGCCCAGCUGCUGAAAGCUGCCAGAAAGGUGGCAGCUGAACCGCAGGUGGUUGGCAAAAUGAUUGCACAAGCUUUUCUGGCGAGUGGCCAGUCGUUGACGCUGCCCUUGGUGCUUCUGUUGGAGGAGUGUAGCGUUUCAAGAGAAGAGUUGGCAGCAUUUGGUGCGCGUUUGCCCAAACCUCCUCAAGAGAAAGGUGAAAAGCAGCAAACGAG
Molecule: messenger RNA, 791 nt
Organism: Cladocopium goreaui
Lineage: Eukaryota; Dinophyceae; Suessiales; Symbiodiniaceae
Source: the annotation of a GenBank genome assembly